Molecule: messenger RNA, 2591 nt
Organism: Alexandromys fortis (reed vole)
Lineage: Eukaryota; Metazoa; Chordata; Mammalia; Rodentia; Cricetidae
Gene: Cdkal1
Product: CDK5 regulatory subunit associated protein 1 like 1
Exons: 17
Coding region: 187-1884 (565 amino acids)
Biological process (GO): tRNA methylthiolation
Cellular component (GO): endoplasmic reticulum
Molecular function (GO): tRNA (N(6)-L-threonylcarbamoyladenosine(37)-C(2))-methylthiotransferase activity; 4 iron, 4 sulfur cluster binding
Source: RefSeq, a predicted model, not a curated record
CGGGUUUUGACUUCUCCCGGCUACCGUCGCGGAGCAUGCGCAAAUAAGCCUGGCGGGACACAAGUGUCAUGGCGCGCUCCAUCUGAAGUCUGUGCAGUUUCCUGACAGAGGCGUGUGGUUUUUCUCUCACUUUGGACAGAUUCAUCUUUCAGGAGGACUUGAGGCCAGUUUCUGAUAAUCAAGAAAAUGCCUUCUGCAUCCUGUGAUGCUCUCCUGGAUGACAUAGAAGACAUCAUGUCACAGGAAGAUCCCAAGCCACAAGACAGACAUUUCUCAAGAAAGCAUGUGUUUCCUAAAGUACGAAAGCGGAAUACCCAAAAAUAUUUGGAAGAGGAGCCCAGGCCACCAAGUGAUAGCACUAUUCCAGGCAUACAGAAAAUUUGGAUUCGAACAUGGGGCUGCUCACAUAAUAAUUCAGAUGGAGAAUACAUGGCUGGACAGCUGGCUGCCUAUGGCUAUAAAAUUACAGAAAAUGCGUCAGAUGCAGAUUUGUGGCUUCUGAACAGCUGUACUGUGAAAAACCCGGCUGAAGACCACUUCCGAAACUCAAUCAAAAAAGCUCAAGAGGAGAAUAAGAAAAUUGUCCUAGCUGGCUGUGUUCCCCAAGCCCAACCUCGGCAGGACUACCUCAAAGGACUGAGUAUCAUCGGGGUUCAGCAGAUUGAUCGUGUGGUAGAAGUUGUGGAGGAAACAAUUAAAGGUCACUCAGUGAGGCUCCUGGGCCAGAAGAAAGACAAUGGGAAGCGGUUGGGGGGAGCAAGACUGGAUUUGCCAAAAAUCAGGAAGAAUCCACUGAUAGAAAUCAUUUCAAUCAACACGGGGUGUCUCAAUGCUUGUACCUACUGCAAAACUAAACACGCCAGAGGAAACCUGGCCAGCUAUCCCAUUGAUGAACUUGUAGAGAGAGCCAAGCAGUCCUUUCAAGAGGGUGUUUGCGAGAUAUGGCUGACCAGCGAAGACACUGGCGCCUACGGCAGAGACAUUGGCACAGAUCUCCCCACACUUCUAUGGAAGCUGGUGGAAGUGAUUCCUGAGGGAGCCAUGCUGAGGCUGGGCAUGACAAACCCACCAUAUAUUUUAGAGCAUCUGGAGGAAAUGGCGAAAAUCCUCAACCACCCCAGAGUCUACGCGUUUCUCCACAUCCCAGUGCAGUCCGCCUCCGACAGCGUGCUCAUGGACAUGAAGAGAGAGUACUGCGUGGCCGACUUCAAAAGAGUUGUGGAUUUUCUCAAGGAGAAGGUUCCUGGAAUAACGAUUGCUACGGAUAUUAUCUGUGGUUUUCCUGGAGAAACCGAUCAGGAUUUUCAAGAAACACUGAAACUUGUUGAAGAGUACAAAUUUCCAAGCCUUUUCAUCAACCAGUUCUAUCCAAGACCCGGAACUCCUGCUGCAAAAGCCGAGCAAGUUCCAGCACACGUGAAAAAGCAAAGGACAAAAGAUCUGUCUCGGGUGUUUCACUCCUACAAUCCAUACGAUCACAAGGUUUUAGUGCCAAAGAACCCUGAAUUCAUGGGGAAAAUGGUUGAAGUGGACAUUUAUGAAUCAGGAAAACACUUUUUGAAAGGACAGCCAGUAUCGAACACCAAAAUCUACACACCGUCCAUCAGCAAGCCCCUGGCCAAGGGAGAAGUCUCGGGUUUAACAAAGGAAUUCAGAAAUCGGUUUGGGAAUCAUCCGAAGCCAACUUCAGACAGCUGUGCUCCAACUCGGCGUGACUCGGCAUAUUCCAGAAUUGGGCUGUGGAUGUCCCAGCAUGACUCCGCAGUGAGAGUAGCUGCAGGCCUGGCUCUCAUUGCUCUUCUUUUUGCAUUUCUGGCCAGAGUCUAUGCUUACAACGUUGGGAUGGAUCAGCUACGGGGAGUUCAGCCUUUUGAGGCCAAGUGAGCCAGGUUUCACCUCCUCCAGAAGUCCAGCAUGGAUAAGAUCACAGGCUCCAGCUGCUUCUUAGCAAGAACAAGCCCCGCGGAUGACGGCAGCAAUUGCUGUUUUGGUGGAUGGAGCAUGCCCGGACAACAAGCCUCCAAGGACCCCCAAGCUCAUUCCUUCCCUCCCCCGCUCUUCUUCAAGGGUGUGCAUACGCGGAGUUCAUCAAGAUAGCGGCUGACCCUGCUACUGAAUUUGGAACGUCUGCCGAGGAAAGCGUUUGGCAUGAAGUUUCUCUUCAGCAGGCCUCCCCGAAGCUGUGACGUGGAAGUGGGGGUGGAUAGAUUUGGGCUGCUCCUGGCUUGGAAGGACACACCUAGCUGGUCAAGAUUAAGCCCUCGAGAGGAGCAGAGGGAGAAAAGGCCACUUGGGAGAAGAUGCUGGGUGGGGUCUUUUGAGAAAAAGAGAGGGAGGAUUUUAAGCUGAAGUGGAGCUGGAGCUCAGAUCUGAGAUCCUGUGGCUCUGGAAGUGGAAGCCUUUUCAAGCAUCUACGUGGGACCUAGUUAGAUAUUCACAAGCCUUGGGUAACUCAUCAGCGGUCAAGCCGAACCCCGGGGCAAUGCCAUUACUUUUACUCCCACUACUUAAAGCCAGUGGUGUGUGGGUAUAAUAAGCCGAGGUAGUUUAAUUUGCAUGCGCAACCUCUAUUUGUACACAACGUACUUUAG